This is a messenger RNA of Racocetra persica, 450 nucleotides long. The record is from the annotation of a GenBank genome assembly. NCBI's taxonomy places the organism in Eukaryota, Fungi, Glomeromycota, Glomeromycetes, Diversisporales, Gigasporaceae.
ACUAUUGGGAAAGACCAUGCGAACUAUGGAGUAAUGAAGAAACAUGGGACCACUACUAUUUUUGGAAAAAUCCAAAGGCAACGAAAGCUGAGUCACAAAAAGCUUUAAUAAAUGAUCUAAACGUUCUAAUGCAGAAUUUAGAACCCAAUUCAAAAGAAGCUACUAAGGCACUUUCGAUACUAAAUAGUUUAAAGAAUAUGACCAUCCAUAAACUUAAAAAGGCUAUUAAAAGUGAAAAAGCACCUGAAUUCGACAAUAUUGCUCCAGAUAGACUUAGGUUGUGGAGAGUAAAUAUACGUGACAAUAGCAACGAAUUAGUGAACAUAGAUCUACAUAAUUAUGACCAACUCAAGGCAACUAAAAAAAUAAAGGCAUAUUUUGAUGUACUUCCUGAAGAACAUAUUCAUUUAAUUGUUUUACCACCGGUAUUUACAAGCGCAUCAAAAGAAG